CGCAACUCGGGCCGACGGGCGAGCAACCGACCAACCAAAAGCCGCAGCAGCCCGCCGCGUCUCUUGGGGCCGCUUGCGUGCGUCUCAUCUGCGGCUACAUGAGGAGCUAAACGCGCAAGAACCAGCGCGGGCUCUUGUUUCGAGGGGGGUGGAUUUGCCCACAACACGACGGAGCCAUGGACCGCGUGAAGAAACCAAGUCUUCGUCUUCUUCUGCACGUCGCCGUUCUUUUAUUCUGCAGCCACUGCCACAAUCUUCCGGGUAGUUUUCCGGAGGAUCGCCCAGAUCAGCAGCGUCCUCGUCACUCCGACUCACAAGAAGACAGUCGAUUUUCCUCCUGUGAUUUCGAGUCGCCGUGCCUCUGGACUUUAUCAAAUGACAGCCAGCAAACGGAAUGGCUGGUGGCAUCCGCGCGCCAAACGCGGCGAGCGGGUCGGAUGCCUGAGGCGGACCACUCGGAGGGGAGCGCUGAUGGUCACUUUCUUCUCUUAAGCCCCCCCACUGGCACCGAGGCUUCUAGGAGAUGCGAGUAUCUGUUAACGAGCCCGAUCGUGCCCAGAAGCGAGCAUGGGUGUGUUUUGCGUCUGGCCCUGUACGAGACGCUGCCGUCGGCAGGGAACCUCACAGUCCGCAUCGAGCCGCUUCACUCCGGUUCCUUUGUUGAUGCCGUCGUGCUCAAGCCUGAGAGAAGAGAUCAGGAAAGGACGGAGUGGGAAGCUGUGGAGACUGGAAUAGGCCCAGUGGACGGGCCAUUCCAGGUAACUUUGCGCUACAUCGGAUGCGUGCAGGACGGAUCCACCGUGGCUCUCGACUCGCUGCACUUCGUAAAUUGCGAAGCCGACAAAGAGGACGAAGUCAUCCCGCCAAAAGUGGACUGUGGCGAUAAUUUCUACUGCGAACACUCUGAAUAUUGCAUCGAGAGGGAACACUUGUGCGAUUUCCACACAGACUGCCCUUUAGGAGAGGACGAGGGCUUCAUUUGUGGUUCGAUGCCGCUUGGUUCACACUGCUCAUUCGAGCAGGAUGCUUGCGGUUGGUCCCUUUCGAACCAGCAAUCGUCUUGGAAGAGGGUGGCCGGCGAUGACCUGCUGCAGAGAGAAGACAUGCAGGGCCUCACGCUGAGCAGUACGCACGGAUAUUUCUUGUUUCUGGAGAUCAGAGAGACGCAUACCCUCCAAGAGGCAUUUGUUCAGAGCCCAUUUUUCCAUCCUCCUGUCGCCAAUAAUACAUGCCAGAUGCGUUUUUCUUUUUACCUGUUUGGCUCCUUCAAUGGCUCCUUGUCAGUGGUAAUAGAAGAGAACGGGACCUCUGCGGCAUCGCAGAUCUGGGAGGGGCACGGUCGGUGGAAGGAUGACUGGGAGCAUGUAGUCCUGCAGCUGACUGACCUUCAUCAUGGGUUCCGCAUUAAGGUGACAGCUGUUUGGCUCCAGGGCUCCGACGCCGAUGUAGCCCUGGAUAACAUCGCAAUGGCUGCAACCUGCUUCGACACAGAUCUCAGCUCACUCGUGCCGAUGGCUGACCUGAGGGAUUUCUUUAGCCCCGUCGCUGAGCCUUCACUUUCAGAAGCGUCUCUGAUGAUGUGGUUCUUCAACCCGUGCGGCGCCAGCGGUCCUCACGGGCCGACCCAGGCCCAGUGCGACAGCACGUACAGGAACAAAAAUGUCAACGUGACAGUGGGAAAGGAAGGACCUUUGAAGGGGGUCCAAAUGUGGAGGGUCCCCGCCACCAACAGAUACCUGAUUUCAGCUUAUGGAGCCGCAGGAGGGAAAGGGGCCAAAAACCACAUCAAGCGCAACCACGGCAUCUUCAUAUCGGCUGUGUUUCCUCUGGAGAAAGGAGAAUUGCUUUACAUCUUGGUCGGCCAUCAAGGAGAGGACGCAUGCCCGGGGGUGAGCGUGGCGACCAAGACAGGGGGACCUGGAUUCAAAUCGUGGAUUCACAGUUUUGAUUGUGCUCCUCAUCUUUUUAUGCAGAGAAAUUUGCAAACCCAGAAGAUCUGCCUGGGGGAGUCGUUUGUGAUCGACGAGAGACGCGAGGCUGGCACGGAGUGGUCCGGAGGGGGAGGCGGAGGGGGAGGAGCUACCUUCGUCUUUAAGAUGGACGGCGACAAGAUGGUUCCCUUGCUGAUUGCGGCCGGCGGAGGAGGAAACGCUUACAUGGAAGACCUUGAGUCCAGUUUGGAUCAGGUACCGCUGGAGCAGUUUGAGAACAGCACCACAGCACCCGGCACCAACGGCCAGACUGGUGCUGCAGGUGGAGGCGGAGGCUGGAAAGAUGCUCCUACGGCUAACCUGGUGGCCGGCAGGUCCCUGGCGGAGGGUGCCGACGGAGGUGCGGCGUGCCUUUUGUCCCAGUCCAAACUGGGUUGGUCCACCAACGGGGGGUUCGGAGGUGGAGGUGGCGCCUGCACGGCUGGAGGAGGCGGAGGUGGCUACAGAGGCGGUGACGCUGUGCUUACCGAUGACAUGAAAGCCGACGGUCGUGAUGGGAUCUCCUUCAUUAAUCCAAAUGGGGAGAUGUACCUCCAGCCUCUGGCAGUCAUGGAGAGUCAUGGAGAGUGUGAAAUCGAAGUGGUCCAGAACUGCAGCCACUGUCAGUCCCAGAGCUGCAAGCAGGAUGAAGUCACACACCUCAUCCUCUGCCUGUGCCACAACGACAAGGUUCUGGCCAGCGACAACGUCACCUGCGUUGAUACAGUAGCUCCUGCGGUCCCACCUCCUCCGGACCAGAUGUCGACCACGCUGGUCCUGGCCGUGGUCACCUCCACCGUCGUCAGCGGCGUGGCGUUGAUCUGCGUCGGCAUCAUCCUCAUGUGGCAUCGCUGGAAAAACGAUCUACAAGCGGUGAGGGGCCGCCUGCACAUCCCCGAGUAUAAACUGAGUAAGAUCCGCUCCUCCACCAUCAUGACGGACUACAACCCCAACUACUGCUUCGCCGGGAAGGCCUCGGCGCUCAGUGAGCUGAAGGAAGUACCGCGCAAAAACAUCACACUGUUCAGAGCUCUGGGCCACGGCGCAUUCGGCGAGGUGUACGAGGGUCAGGUCCUCGGGAUGAACGCCGAUAAUGGCCCCAUGCAAGUGGCCAUAAAGACUCUUCCGGAAAUCUGCUCAGAGCAGGAUGAAAUGGAUUUCCUCAUGGAGGCGCUGAUUAUGAGCAAGUUCAACCACGAGAACAUCGUACGCUGCAUCGGCGUCAGUCUCAACAUCCUACCACGCUUCAUCCUGCUGGAACUCAUGACCGGCGGCGACAUGAAGAGCUUCCUGCGGCAGAACAGGCCUCGACGCGGCCAGCCUCCUUCUCUCAGCAUGCACGAGUUGCUGCAGAUGGCCAGAGAUAUCGCCCAUGGUUGCCGCUACUUGGAGGAGAAUCACUUCAUACACAGAGAUAUUGCUGCUCGAAAUUGCCUUCUUACGUGUCCUGGACUGGAACGGGUAGCCAAGAUCGGAGACUUUGGUAUGGCCAGAGAUAUUUACAGAGCCAGCUACUACAGGAAAGGUGGUCGUGCCAUGCUGCCGGUCAAGUGGAUGCCACCUGAGGCUUUCAUGGAGGGAAUCUUCACCUGCAAGACGGAUACAUGGUCGUUUGGAAUACUGCUAUGGGAGAUCCUCUCUUUGGGCUACAUGCCAUACCCAUGCAAGACCAACCAGGAGGUGCUGGAGUUCGUCACCAGUGGAGGGAGGAUGGACCCCCCAGAGGGUUGCCCCGGCCCAGUCUAUCGGAUCAUGACGCAGUGUUGGCAGCAUUGUCCUGAGUACCGACCCAACUUCUCCACGAUACUUGAGAGGAUCAACUACUGCACUCAGGACCCGGACGUCAUCAACACACCCCUACCUGUCGAGUAUCGGCCCACAGCGGACGACGAUAGCGCCGGAGCGAUCAGCUCGUCUGACCACAGGCCCACCAGUUUCGCCCCUCUCCCCGUCUCCUUGGACUCGUCCUCCCCCUUGAGCCCGGCGCCCCCGGCGUUUCUCCCACAGCCCGCGAAGCCUCAUCUUCUCCUUGAAAAAGGCCCGCCUGUCAAGCACGAGGCGACGUCUUGCCGCGAGUCGGUACCGGAGUCCUCCCGGGCCGAGGCGGUCCCGGCGGGCCCCCUGUGCGCGAAGGGCUUCUGGGUGCAUCCCGAGCCUCCUUUGCACCAACCUUGCUCCAGAAAGGGCUCAUGCUCGGGAAGCCAACAGCUGAAGAACAAAACCAAGAAUUUAUGGAAUCCGACGUAUGGCUCCUGGAUCUUGGAAAGCUUCAAGGGCAAGAAGACCCUGACUCACACUCGGUCCGUGCCCCUCUCGGGUUCUCCUUCCCCUUCGUGCAAGGCGGCCGCCUCAGAGUGCAACCGGGCGGGUUGUGAAAACUCCAACUGCUCCCACCUGAAACCACCCAGCCUCACCACGUCCGCGUCGCCAUCUUACCAGGGUCAAGCCGCACUGAGCGUGUCCCACACGAAGGGCCAAAGCGGCGGCCCCCCCUCGAAGGCGGGCAUUGACCUGGCGAAGCUGCAGAGUUUUCCCUGUGGAAACGUCAACUACGCCUACGAUGAGCAAAACUACGAGGGAGAGAGCUUGCCCUUGGUGGUCCAGGCCAAAGCCCCCGAAGCCAUCAAAAACACCAGCUCCGCUCCCAGCAUGUCCUCGGGGACUGGACUGGGGCUGGCACUGGGCCUGCACACGUCCUCUUCCUCCUCUUCAUCCUCGUCUUUCAUACCCAAGCUGCUGCUCAAGCGCCACGCUAGCUACGGGCACGAGGACGUGAGGAGGCACGCCAAAGCUGAGAAGCCCACGCGAGACCGAGACUCCGGCUUCUCUUUGUCCGAGGACUUGAGCGUCACCCCGACCUGAGGACUAAACCUCUCAGCUUUUAGAGAGAGUCAACAGAGCAAGUUUUUCUGAUGUGGAAAAAAAAAUUAGACCAUGAUAAAUGAUUACAAAAUAUCCAUCCAUUUUCAUUGCCGCUUAUCCUCACGAGAGUCGCAGGGAGUGCCGGAGCCUAUCCCAGCUGUCAAUGGCCAGGAGGCGGGGGAACACACUGAACUGAUUGCCAGCCAAUCGCAGGGAACACACAAACAGACAACCACACGCACUCACAAUCACACCUAGGGGCAAUUUAGAGUGUCCAAUUAAUGUUGCAUGUUUUUGGGAUCUGGGAGAAAACCCAGGCACGGGGAAAACAUGCAAACUCCACACAGGCGGGGCCGGGAUCGAACCCGGGUCCUCAGAACUGUGAGGCAAACCCUUUACCAGCUGAGCCAGCGUGCCGCCGAUUACAAAACAUUUUUUUUCCAAAUAACUUGACCCAUUACUUGUAUCACAUCAGUUGUGUACAUUGAACCCCUGCAUACUUGCUGUUCAGUAUUUGUGAAUUCACCUACUUGCAGAUAUUUUCAUUUCGUUAUUUGCUCAAAAAGUUACAUAUUACAGAUACUGUUUUUCUCGAUAAUUGCUCUGGCCUGAGCACAAAAACUGAGAAAAGAGGAGCCAUCAGCCGGCAAGUAAGUAUUAGAAGUGAGUUGAGGAGUUCUAUUUAUAACUAAGUAGUACUUUGUCGCCAUCUUGCGGCAUAUAUAGGCAAGUGCAACAAUUUUAAGGGCAGGGACUCAUUUUGGCAGGGCUGUGCAGCUGAAAAUGAGAUGAUAAUUGAGAUUUGGCCAUCAUAAUUUAAAAAAACAACAACUUUGUGCCAGAACAGUGCCCUUGUGGUGAGGAUGUCUGCCUCACAGUUCUGAGGCGCAACCCUGAACAGUAUAAGCCUGCGGUCACAGGUCAUUUAGUCCCAGGCCGCACAGCAUUUUUUUUUUUUUUUUUGCACCGGAGGGGGCAGCACGGUGGAUCGGCUGGUAAAGUGUUGGUCUCACAGUCCUGAGGUCCUGGGUUCAAUCCGGCCCCGUCUGUGUGGUGUUUGCAUGUUCUCCCCAUGCCUGCGUGGGUUUUCUCCGGGCACUCCAGUUUCCUCCCACAUCCCAAAAAACACGCAACAUUAAUUGGACACUCUAAAUUGCCCCUAGGUCUGAUAGUGAGUGUGGCUGUUUGUCUCUAUGUCUCUAAGGCUCCAGCAUCCCCCGCGGCUCUUGUGAGGAUAAGCGGCUAAGAAAAUGGAUGGAUGGAUGCACAGUAGGGUCUGUGGCAAAAAACGUUUGGGCACCACUUGGCCAAUUAGCAUAGAAAAUGGAUGGAUGCGUUGCGUAGUUAAUAAUUGAAAAUAUUUAGAAAUUAUUUACAGUCGUAACUUUUUUUUUCCUUUUCUUUUUACAUCAUAGAAAGCUGCUUUGUUGACAGGUAUGCGCCGACUCCACUGAGCCGGCGAGGUUUGAACUCAUGUAGUGGUUCUGAUGAUUACAAUGCUGGAAGGAUGCUGUCAUACAGUCCUUGCACUGUGAUUCAGAGAGCUGGACUCUUUCCUGCUGGAACCUUUUUAUUUGUUUUUUUUGUUUUUUUUUGUUCUUUUUAACAUCUUCUAUUUGGCUGCUUCGUUAUGCAGUAGUGCAAAUCUGCAUGCCAUUUUUUUUUUUUUAAAUAGAAUAGUUCUGAUGUGCAACCGGGCAAUUUGAUAUGCUUCUGUUGUUUGUUUUAAGAUGGCUGUUUGUUGAAAAUGCAGUUGGACAGAAUAACUCAUGAGAGGGGACCUACAGAAAAAAAAAAUGGUGAAAAAGCAACAAAAAAAAAAAUCCAGUAAUAGUAUGACAACAAUAAGGAAGCUGAAAUCGCUCCGUUGGAAGAGAGUUGGACUGAAGACAAAAAGAAGGAUACAUUGGAGUUGACCUCAUGUGCUUCUCAUUCCAAUCACAAUGUCUACAAAAUGCUGAAAUAUUUUCCACUUUUUUUUUUUUUGUCUUCUGGAAACUUUGGCACUUCCAUCCGUGACCAAUCGUUUGGAUGUCAUAGCGCUCAACGUCCAGUCGAAGGAUCUCCAACCAUUUUGUUUUUUAAUCCACGAAAAGUGAUUCAAGAUUCGAGGCUCACUUUUUGAGUCUCUUUCUGUGGAAAUAAUGUGAAAAACUGCCAACUUCAGAACUACUGAAACGUAUUUUUUCUAUAUAUACUAAGCUGAAUUUGAACGAAAGAAGCACAAACAGUCGCAUUUCCUGCAUUGUUGUCAUGGCAAUGACUAUAUUACAAUGACGUAGCAGUUUGUAGAGCACGUAUAGCUCUUUCCUUGCUGGAUUUUUAGAGUGUAAAUCAAGUUUAUUGCGGGUGUAUGUGAGGUACGCUCACACCACGAAUUUUGACUCAUUAUGGAGAACUUGCUAACUCAAACUUGAAAGUUGGUAUAUUUGUAGGUUAAAGUACUACUGCUUUUGUUGUGUAAAUUUCUUUAAAACUGAUAGUUAAAAUUGUUCUCCAUUUUUUCCCUCAAUUAAUUUACAUUUACAAAAAUUAUCAAUUAAAUUUAAAAAUGUGAAAAUAUAUAUUUUGCUGCAAAAAGCUAUUUUAUAUCUUACAUGCACAUCACAAUGACCAGGCCCAUCUGGAUGUUUUGAAAGUCAAAUGUGGCCCUUUAGCACAAGUUUGCCUACCUGUCUGUGGUUUUACUUCAUCUUUCUCACGUUUUUAUGGCUUUCAAAUUAAAUUUUAGGGUUAGGGUUAGGCUAACCCUUUUAACUUUUUUUUUUUGCGAGCUUUAGAAGGGACAUGUUCGCAUCAACCUGACUUACUGGACAAAGCCAGAUGAGCUUCUUUUUAAGUUCUUGAGCUUAGCUAAGCUAAGUUAGCUAACCUAAGAUAAUAGUUGCAAAGGACUAAACCCAAUAUUUUGAAAUAUGCCUUUCUAGCGAGAAAUAAAUGUUUGACAAAAUUCUGACUUGAAGGAAAGAUGUUUUGUGCUUUAAAAUUUUUUUUAAACAUUUCAUAGAGCAUGUAGCUAAUGACCUGUUUUAACUUUAGCAUUAUUGACUUAAAACAGUAUGGAUGAUAACAGCUGUGAAAUAUUCGCUAUUUUUAUACUCUCCUCUAUACACUGGACUAACAUUUGUAGUUUUAGGGUUUGUUUUUUUUUUUUUGUCUUAAAUGUAUAAUAUCGCCUUGUAUUUGUAGUCAAUCACUGCCAUUGGAUAUUAUGACACGAGUUGUUGUAAUAUCCACGUUUACUCAGCAGGGGGAGGUAUUCAGUUGUGGCAUACCAAACGAGCUGCUCCAUUCGUGUGUGUGCGCUUUAUUACACGAACAUAUACUGUUUAUGUAUAUGUUGAGUAGUUAUAAUUAUUCUUGCGGAUUAUUCCUCGUGAAUCGAUAAUCAUCUGCAUCUAUAAGUGUUUGUAUCUUUACAAUAUGGGUUAUAUAAGGGUUGUACUUUUGUUGUGCAGUUGUAUAUUAAAUUGAUCAACCUUAAGCGGGGUACACGCAUACCGAUUAUUAUUAUUAUUGUUAUUAUAAGACCCCACACGACUAAGAUAGAAAAUCGGCAUAUUAGUGAUCUUUUAAUUUUUGGUGCACCAACUCAAGAUACAGUAACUGAGAGCUCAUCACACACACAACCACGUCCGGUAUCCACUGAAUUUUGAAAAAUAAAUCUUUAUGCCUCCAAUAAAUGCAAGCUGCGACUAUUAACUAUGAAAAUAUACAUAAAUUGUGGCUUUUCUCAGAUUUUUGAUGAUCCAAAUACCAGUCGAAUCUGUUAAUAUUUCAAGAAAGGUAAAAAAAUAAUGAUCAUAUAUACUAUUACGUCGAUCCGCUCAAGCCCAAAAACUAUUUCAUCGACCUCUGAACCUUCUGGAAUAAUUUUGAAGGAGGUGAAGCUCAUGAAAAUGAGCGUGGCUAUUUUGGAAAUUGCACUUGGCCCACUUGUUUCACUUGAUCAGACAUUAAAAGUGCGGAGUAUAAUUAUGGCCUGCACAAAACAGAACUAACCCUUGGUGUAUAUUUGUAUUCAUCUUAAAAAUGGAGGAUAUACUAGCUAGCUUGGGCUAAAUGGAGUUCGCUAACUUUAGUCUCAGUGACUUAUUUAGUCGGUGAAACUGAAAGAAGCUCAGUUAUUUAGCACACAGGAAUUUAGAAUCAUAAAUAUUAAACAGAUUUAACAGUUGACUGUCAGCCUAACCAAUUUCCAAGCAGAUUCACCCGGAAAAUUCAUUUUCACACACCCAAUGUAUUCUGACAAUUAAAAAAAAAAAAAGUGCCUUUUACUGAAUUGGAUUAAAAGGGGAGGAAAAAUGCUCAAAUUUGGCCCGAUUGUCGGUAAGUGUGUACCCCAAAAUGAUCCCCUUAACAUUGCCUAACAGUGUGUAUAAAUUUUAUUUGAACUCUAUGCAAUGUACCUGUCUUUUACACAUAACCAAAAUGUGCCCAAAAUCAAUAAACUUGUAACAACCCCACUAGUAUGAAUUCGUUGUGUGUAGUAACUUUUUUUUUUUUUUUUUUACACCUGGAAGCUGAAAAUAAAUGCGACCAAAGCUGUCAGGAUGCCACAAUAGUGUUUACUGCUAAAAGGUAAAAAUCAACAGCAUUC
Molecule: messenger RNA, 9432 nt
Organism: Syngnathoides biaculeatus (alligator pipefish)
Lineage: Eukaryota; Metazoa; Chordata; Actinopteri; Syngnathiformes; Syngnathidae
Gene: ltk
Product: leukocyte receptor tyrosine kinase
Exons: 28
Coding region: 177-4832 (1551 amino acids)
Biological process (GO): regulation of cell population proliferation; multicellular organism development; regulation of neuron differentiation
Cellular component (GO): signaling receptor complex; membrane
Molecular function (GO): protein binding; ATP binding; transmembrane receptor protein tyrosine kinase activity
Source: RefSeq, a predicted model, not a curated record